GUCUCUUGGAACUGGGGCGCUUCUCACCCGUCCGGAACUGCCUCCGAAGUCAAACCCGGCGAAGUGACCGUCGUCUCGCACCGCGGCAACGAGAUCAGCAAGACCGGCGAUGAGAGUAAUCCCGCCGUGCACAUCGAGCGCAACGGAAACGAU
Hyaloscypha bicolor E is the source of this 153-nucleotide messenger RNA. RefSeq lists its product as uncharacterized. NCBI's taxonomy places the organism in Eukaryota, Fungi, Ascomycota, Leotiomycetes, Helotiales, Hyaloscyphaceae. The annotation marks the transcript as partial. The record is from RefSeq and is a predicted model, not a curated record. The transcript has a single exon.